GUUACUGACAUAUUAUUCAAAGUUCUGUUAUAAUUUUAUUUAGUAAAUUUGUGACAUAUUUUCCAAGCCAUGAGUCUAUUUAACUUCUGAAGAAAGAACCUAAAUUUUGCGAUUUUAUGGAUUCCUCCAAGUCGUCAGUUAAACAUUAUCCAAAGCCGAUCAACAUUUUUUAUAUAUGGUAUUCUGAAUUAUGCCGCCGUAUGAAUAGUACACCUGCAAGGGUUGUCAAACCAGCAAAGCUAAGAAGUCAAACUAUUCUUGAAUUUGUUGGUGACCGCUUAAAAUUUGAAGAAUGGAGUCCUAUUGUAAAUGCCCUUCGUAGUGAUACUAGUCUGCAUGUAAUCAGUAUUAAAAGUAGAAUAGGUAAUUGUCAAUUUUUACAUGAUGUUGAUACAGAAGAAAAAGCAAGGCACAUGAAAAGACGUUUUGGUUCGCUGUGGACAGCUUUUAUAUUACGCCAGCUCACGAAAUCAAUCUCAACCUCUUUAAGAAACACCGAAGUACUUACAUUUUUAGAACUGGAUGGUUUGCCUCUAUUUGCACAAUAUCUAGAGCCUCUAUUGCAAGCACUUAAGAAAAACAAAACGGUAAAACAGCUUUCCUUUGCCAAUUCUUCCAUUAAAUCUGCUGGAUGCGAGAUGCUCUGUGAAUAUUUAAGGUAUGCUCCAAAUAUCGAGGUUAUUAACCUGUCCGGAUGUGCUCUGACGUCCGACAGUGGCGAAUAUUUAGCAAAAUUGAUUAAAUAUCAACAAAUUAAUAGGUAUUGUGAGAGCUGGCACAACUCUUUAAGAUACGAAAAUCCACAAAAUAGUAGUAUGAGAGGAAUUAAGAGGAUAACCCUUAAUUGUAAUUUUGAGUUCGGUGAUACUGGUUUGCAGUAUAUUUUAGAUGAAUUAGAAGAUGACUUAUGGAUCAAAGCUUUGGAUUUACAGAGAUGUGGAAUAACAGAGAAAAUAGGUCCCAAUAUUUUAAAUGUUGUUCAGUACAACAGGUCUUUGGAGAUAGUGGAUCUUAGACAAAAUGAUUUGCUCGAUAUCAAAACGAUUGAAAAAGUCUUACAAUUAUUACGAGAGAAACAGGAUAUUGGAUUUCAACCAGAAUUUCAGUGGUGUAAUACAGCUCUUACCUUAACUUUAGAUUCUUUGGGUGGAUCAACAUCCAAAUUUUCUAUGACAACACCUAUUCAUAAAACUAAAUCAGCCCCGAUAAAAAAUACUUAUCAAAAAUCAAGCAUGGAUACUUUUGAUGCUAUAAGGAAAACUAAAACCUUACAAAAUAUUCCAAAGCAUGCAGCUUAUCCAGGAAGAUCCAUAAUAACUGAUUUAAAUAUUAAAUUACAAUCUGAAAUUCAAAAGAGGAAAAUAACAGAAAAGAAAAAUGAAGAACUGAUACAGCAACUUAAUGAAAUGAAACUAACAAACAAAUUUCAACACCCCCCUGUGGAUCGUGUAAAAAACAAAACAAAGGUUGUAAUUGAUGACGUGAAGAAAAGUUUCAAGAAUUUAAAAACAUCUAAAUUUUCGACAGAAAAAAUAAUACCUGCUGAACAAAAUUCAAUCAUACCAAUAGAUAGCUCAGUUAAAAACGGUGCUAUUAAGAAAAAUGGAUUUAAAAAUGAUCAUUUGCCUAAUGGAUUUAAAAACGGUGUAUUACCACAUUGUUCAAAUGGCAUUAUUACUGGUCACAAAAAUGGGGUUUCUACUAAAGUAAUAAGCAGUGCUUGCAAAAUUUUCGAAAACUUGUUGAAAAAAGAAACUUGUGUUGAAGUUACUAACGACUGCGAUGAUUUACUACGGUAUACAAUAGAACAAAACCCUACUAGUCUGGCGGUAGAUAAUAUGAGUGUUAUUUCAUCCGACAGUCUGCAGUCGCUGUAUCAAUACAUGGAUGAACUAAAGACCAACGAAAAUGGGAAAUAUCUAAUUAAGGAAUGUGAAUGAAAGUAAAAAAACAUAAUUUUAAGGUGCCUUAUUUUUCAAAGGAAAAUUAAAAUGUCCAUUAUAUUUUUAUUUUUUUGAAUAUUUGUAGCUUUAUAAUCAGUGACGGAUAACAAUAUAUAGAUGUAUAUCGAAAUAUUACAUAGUAAACUUUUUUUGUGUAUUCAUCAAAGUUUUAGCCACAUUCAUUACAAUAAAGCCUAACAA
Molecule: messenger RNA, 2144 nt
Organism: Diabrotica balteata
Lineage: Eukaryota; Metazoa; Arthropoda; Insecta; Coleoptera; Chrysomelidae
Source: the annotation of a GenBank genome assembly